Neomonachus schauinslandi (Hawaiian monk seal) is the source of this 4742-nucleotide messenger RNA. RefSeq names its product nuclear factor of activated T cells 1 (gene NFATC1). The record is from RefSeq and is a predicted model, not a curated record. Gene Ontology annotation, molecular function: DNA-binding transcription factor activity, RNA polymerase II-specific; transcription factor binding; RNA polymerase II cis-regulatory region sequence-specific DNA binding. NCBI's taxonomy places the organism in Eukaryota, Metazoa, Chordata, Mammalia, Carnivora, Phocidae. Gene Ontology annotation, biological process: cytokine production; calcineurin-NFAT signaling cascade; regulation of transcription by RNA polymerase II. Bases 278 to 3064 code for a protein of 928 amino acids. Gene Ontology annotation, cellular component: transcription regulator complex. The transcript has 10 exons.
GGAGUCACGUUACCCGGGGACGCGCGGCCGGGCGCCCGGCGUAGCCGAGCCCGGGGCGGCGCGACCACAGGUGCGGCGGCCGGGGCCCCGAGUCGGGCCCCGACCCCGACCCCGACCCCGACCCCGACCGACCCUGACCCGGGGUCCCGGCCCCUGACUAGGCCAGGACUCCGGCCCCCGAAACCCCAGACCCCGACCUAACCCGGCCGGGACCUUGACCCCAGACCCCGGACCCGAGCCCCUCCGCGGACCCCAACCCGACCUGGCCCGUCCCAACAUGACAGGGCUGGAGGAGGACCAGGAGUUCGACUUCGAUUUCCUUUUCGAGUUUAACCAGAGCGAUGAAGGCACCGCUGCUGCCCCAGAGCACUAUAGUUACGCGUCCUCUAGCAUCAGCUCUGCUCUGCCUCCCGGCUCGGCUCGCCCCUCGCUGCCAGCUCCAUGCCACGACCUGCAGACCUCAGCCCCGGGCAUGCCGGCCGCUGCGGCAAGUCAGCCCCCGGGCUAUGGUGGGGCAGUGGACAGCAGGCCCUCGAGCUGCUUCCUCUCCUCCGGCCACGUCCGGCCCAACGGGGCCCCCGCCCUGGAGAGUCCUCGCAUCGAGAUCACCUCGUACCUGGGACUGCACCACGGCAGCAACCAGUUUUUCCACGACGCGGAGGUAGAAGACGUCCCUCCCGGCUCCCAGCGACCCCCGUGCACGGCCACGCUGGGUCUGCCCGGCCUGGAGGCCUACCGCGACCCCUCCUGUCUGAGCCCGGCCAGCAGCCUGUCGUCGCGUAGCUGCAACUCCGAGGCCUCGUCCUUCGAGUCCGGCUUCUCGUACCCCUACGCGUCCCCGCAGACGUCCCCAUGGCAGUCGCCCUGUGUGUCCCCCAAGGCCACGGACCCCGAGGACGGCUUCCCCCGCGGCCUGGGGGCCUGCGGCCUGCUCGGCUCCCCCAGACACUCGCCCUGCACCUCGCCCCGCGCAAGCGUCACGGAGGAGAGCUGGCUGGGGGCCCGCACGUCCCGGCCCCCGUCCCCCUGCAACAAGAGGAAGUACGGCCUCAACGGCCGGCAGCUGGCCGGCUCCCCGCAUGCCUCGCCCACGCCGUCCCCGCGCGGCUCGCCGCGGGUCAGCAUCACCGACGACACCUGGCUGGGCAACAGCACCCAGUACACCAGCUCCGCCAUCGUGGCCGCCAUCAACGCCCUCAGCACCGACAGCAGCCUGGAGCUGGACGGCGUCCCCGUGAAGGCGCGCAAGACCGCCCCGGACCACUGUCCCUCCGUGGCGCUCAAGGUGGAGCCGGCGGGCGAGGCCCCGGGGACCGCGCCGCCCCCGUCCGAGUUCCUGCCCGAGGAGUUCCUGUCCUUCCAGCACAUCCGGAAGGGGGCCUUCUGCGACCAGUACCUGUCGGUACCGCAGCAUCCGUACCAGUGGGCCAGGCCCCGCUCCCCGGCAGCCCACGGCAGCCCGUCCCUCCCCGCCCUGGACUGGCAGCUGCCGUCGCGCUCGGGACCCUACGAGCUGAGGAUCGAGGUGCAGCCCAAGCCCCACCACAGAGCCCACUAUGAGACGGAGGGGAGCCGGGGGGCCGUGAAGGCGUCGGCUGGAGGACACCCCAGUGUGCAGCUACACGGCUACUUGGAGAACGAGCCACUCACACUACAGCUGUUCAUCGGGACGGCUGACGACCGCCUGCUGAGACCCCACGCCUUCUACCAGGUCCACCGGAUCACGGGCAAGACCGUCUCCACCACCAGUCACGAAGCCAUCCUCUCCAACACCAAAGUCCUGGAAAUCCCUCUGCUGCCGGAGAAUAACAUGCGAGCCAUUGUGGACUGUGCCGGGAUUCUGAAGCUUCGAAACUCGGACAUCGAGCUGCGGAAAGGGGAGACGGACGUCGGGAGGAAGAACACCAGGGUGCGGCUGGUCUUCCGGGUCCACAUCCCACAGCCCAACGGCCGGACGCUGUCUCUGCAAGUGGCCUCCAACCCCAUCGAGUGCUCCCAGCGGUCGGCCCAGGAGCUGCCCCUCGUGGAGAAGCAGAGCGCAGCCAGCUGCCCCGUCCUCGGCGGGAAGAAGAUGGUCCUGUCUGGCCACAACUUUCUGCAAGACUCCAAGGUCAUUUUCGUGGAGAAAGCACCAGAUGGUCACCACAUCUGGGAGAUGGAGGCGAAGAUGGACAGAGACCUGUGCAAGCCGAACUCGCUGGUGGUCGAGAUCCCGCCUUUCCGCAACCAGAGAAUAACCAGCCCCGUGCAAGUCAGCUUCUAUGUCUGCAACGGGAAGAGAAAGAGAAGUCAGUACCAGCACUUCACCUACCUUCCUGCGAACGCUCCUACCAUAAAAACAGAGCCCACCGAUGAUUACGAGCCUGCCCUGACCUGUGGACCAAUGAGCCAGGGCCCGAGCCCGCUCCCCAAGCCAUGCUACAGCCAGCAGCUGGUGAUGCCGCCUGACCCGGGCUCCUGCCUGGUGGCCGGCUUCCCACCCUGUCCACAGAGGAGCACCAUGGUGUCACCGCCCCCCAGCACCAGCCCGAAGCUCCACGACCUCUCCUCCGCCACCUACAGCAAGGGCAUGGCCAGCCCGGGCCACGGUCACCUCGGACUUCAGCGGCCGGCCGGAGGGGUCCUCACCGUUCCGGAGACGCCGAGACCCGUGGGCGUGCACCCCGGCCCCCCCCAGCAGCCGCCUCCCGCCCUGCUGCGACCACAGGUGAGUCCACAGCUGAGCCGCAGCUGUCCCCCGGGCCACCAGCCAGCUCUCUGUCCCAACAGCCCCUCCUCCUCACCACCGUCCGGUACCCAAGAGCCGACCUGUUUGCAGUCCUGCAGCCCUACCCACCCAUCCGAGAUGGGCCGCCAGCAGCACCGACUGCCGAAGGCUCCGAGGAGCGAGUCCGCAGCCCCCCGGCCUCUGCUGCUGCCCGAGGUGCAUGAGGACAGUAAUCAUAGUCUGGCCCCCAUUCCCGUAACGGUCAAGCGAGAGCCUCAGGAGCUGGACCAGCUGUACCUGGACGACGUAAAUGAAAUAAUACGGAACGAUCUCUCCAGCACCAACAUCCGAUCAUAGCUGCCCACACGGAACUCACUCGGAAGCCGCGCGGUGUCGGCUUGGCCGCUGACGGUCAAGCUCGGACACAGGACUUCUGAGUAGACCAGACACAUCCCUGGUGCCCGUCAGAACUCCAGCUUACUGAAGAUUUGCAUCGUACGCUCAAAGAAGUAGCUCUGUGACAGGGAGGACGGACCGAAGGGGGCAGGGAAGCGAGUGCGCCUCUCACGGGGCCCCCCGGGGCACCCCCGGACUUCAGGACUGGAAGUGCCUUAUUAACCAGACCCCAGCAUCAGGGCGCCAUAGGAUGGAGCACUGAGUCUGCCACCAGGAGGGUAUUUGUAGGAGCAAAAGCUAUAAAGACGCUUCGUCAUGAGGCUUUCUCUUUUGUAUAAAUUAGGAGAAUACUGGCAAGCUAGGCAUUGUGAGAAAAACCUAACACGCGCUUCCUGCUUUUUAUCAGCUUCCCUUGGGCUGCAGCGUGCAGCCUGUUGCCUUAUUCAGCGCAUUUUAGGGAUCUUUUAUUCUGUCCUUUCUGGCGUCACCAGCUCCCUCCCCUGCGUUACCGAAACCAUAGGAUUGUUAAUUGUAGCAUGCUAGGGUUUUGUUUUUAAUCUGGCUUUGAACGUAGCGCAAGUAAGAUGAUAGCACCAGAUAUGUUGCUGGACAAAAAAAGAAGUCUGUCCGCCGCAGGACAGAUCUUGCAUUUGCAUGGAUGUACCGUUACAGGCACAUAUUUAUGUACAGAUAAAGAAUGACAGAGUUGGUGAUGUGCGGUCUUUGCCCAGCAAGGGCUGCCGAGUUAGCAAUAACCCGUAUCCGUUCUGGAAAACGCAUCUAAGACAAAAUCUGGCUUUUCAGCUGCGUCCACGGGGGUGCAUCUCCUGUCCUCCGGGUCCGCGUUGUCUUGGGCGGCGCCCCCGGCCGAACUCGUCAGAAAGCCAGGAGAGGCGUUCUUGAUGCCCAGAUGUUACCAAACAGCAGAUGGGAAAGCAACUGUAAAUAACAUCACGAAAGGAGUGUAAUAUAUUUGUUCAGCUGUAAGAUUAUUCCUUCACAGAAGCCUUACAACUCUGCUUUGUCUAAGAAAACAGUUACCAAAAAUGUUUUAAUACGCAGCACUUGUAGUUCGUUCCCGAUUAGUUACUGUUAACACGUAGGUUAGCUAAGCUCUACUGCUCCCCCUGCAUCUGUACAGUUAACAGCUUAUUACACGUUAUUACUCGCCGUGACCUGUUGUUUCACAUAACCAAAAAGCAUGGUUUAAUUAAAACAUGUUUAACCCGAUAAUUGUGCCUUAGGAAUUUAUGCCCCCUCCUGGAACAUGCCUGAAUUGCACCCUCGGGUGGAGGAUGUAAGUUACAAUAAUUAAACAUGAUGUUAUGGUGGAGAAAGCCCUCCCGCAGAAUUAUUUUUAAAAUGUUCUUCUGUACAAUUAUGUGUCAUCUUUGUUGGACUCCCAGAAAGAACACAAACCUGAAAGCCAUAUUUGUAGCAUUUGCACACAGCUGUGAAGAGCGACGGCAUAUGGCUCCUCACAGGCCACGGCCCCGCCUGCCACCCAGACCUUAGCCUGCACUUAGCACCCCAGGACUCGCAUGAAACUCUUCUCAGUAAGCUGUCUAUGGAAAGGACUGUUUGGUAUUUGUGUCCGCUGUCCUUGUAGUUAGGAAAUAGACCCAAUAAAGCAAUAUUU